[Candida] anglica is the source of this 534-nucleotide messenger RNA. The record is from the annotation of a GenBank genome assembly. Lineage: Eukaryota; Fungi; Ascomycota; Pichiomycetes; Serinales; Debaryomycetaceae.
AUGGAAUAUACUUACAAUCAACAAUCUAAUCAACAAGCUUCAACCAAUCUAGAUCAAGACUUGAAAAAUUCAAGAAAUGAAAAAUUUACUAGAGGAGAAGUUGAAGCAAGAGAAUGGAUAUUUGAAGUAUUGACAAUCUUACCAUCAGUGGCACAAGAACAUAAACAACAUGGUUCGGACCUUAUAGAUAUCUUGAAAGAUGGCAAAAUCUUGUGUCAAUUGGGUAACUUACUCAAUCUUCCAGGUACCAAUCCUUGUUCUAAAUAUAAGAACUCCAAAAUGCCAUUUGUUCAAAUGGAGAAUAUAUCGUUCUUUUUGAAAGCAUGUGAAAUGAUUGGAGUACCUCAUGAUGAAAUCUUUCAAACUGUGGACUUAUUUGAAAGAAAAGAUCCGUAUCAGGUAAUAGUCACAUUGAUUUCAUUCUCUAGAAAAGCUCAUGUGAAUAAUCCAAAGAAUUUCCCGAAACCUGUAGGACCUAAAAUCGUCAAGAUUAAACCUCCAGUUCCAGUUAAACCUGUAAAUUUAAGAAAGUAA